AUGUUCAAGUCCCAUAGGAUGAGAGAUUCUCCAUCUGAGAGGCGGAGUCAGAAAAAAGUUUCAUCCAAGCCUACUCCAGUUAACUUUGUUUUUGGUGUUUCGAAUCAGCAGCCAAAAAAGGAGUCAAGCCUGCAGCUACCAGCGUCAUCAGAAGUUACAUCAAGGCCAUCUUUUGUCUUGAACCAACAACAGCUAAGUGGAGGGACAGGCAUCAGGAUGCCAUCAGAAUCAGAACAACCUUUUCUCUCACAAAAUUUAGUCACUCCACAGAAAGCUGAGAACCCUGGGUUGCAUCUACAACAGGAACAACAAAUUAAGAAAAUAGAAACCACUUUAUACAGCCAAUACGAAGAGAAAAUUCGUCCUUGUAUUGACCUCAUUGAUUCUCUGAGAGCCCUUGGAGUGGAAAAGGACCUGGCCUUGCCAGCUAUUGCUGUGAUUGGAGACCAGAGCUCUGGAAAAAGCUCGGUUCUGGAAGCAUUGUCUGGAGUUGCUCUUCCUAGAGGCAGUGGUAUUGUCACCAGAUGUCCUCUUGCACUCAAACUGAAAAAAACACGCCAUGGCGAUGUAUGGAAAGGGAAAAUUAGCUACCGAGAUAUAAAUGAGGAACUCGACAUUCCUUCAGAGGUUGAAAAAGAAAUAAGGAAAGCUCAAAUCUCUAUUGCUGGCGAAGGGGUGGGCAUUAGCCAUGAACUGAUUACCUUAGAAAUCAGCUCUCCGGAAGUUCCAGACCUGACACUGAUCGAUUUACCAGGGAUUACAAGAGUGGCUGUGGGUAAUCAGCCCCAAGAUAUUGGACAACAGAUCAAACGGCUAAUUAAAACAUUCAUUGCUAAGGAUGAGACAAUAAACUUAGUGGUUGUUCCAAGUAAUGUGGAUAUUGCCACAACAGAAGCACUGAAAAUGGCUCAGGAAGUUGACCCUGAUGGAGAAAGAACAGUUGGGAUCCUAACAAAGCCUGACCUGGUGGACAAAGGAACUGAGGAGGCUGUUGUGGAUAUAGUGAGAAACUUGAUCAUCCACCUGAAAAAGGGAUAUACGAUUGUGAAAUGCCGUGGACAGCAAGAUAUCCAGCUCAACUUGGACCUGUCCUCUGCAAUCCAGAAAGAGAAAGCAUUCUUUGAGGAUCACGAACACUUUAGAAUCCUUUUGAAUGAAAAAAGAGCCACAAUUCCCUUACUGGCUGAGAAACUUACAAAUGAACUUGUGGAGCACAUUAAUAAAUCUUUGCCCACUUUAGAGGAGCAAAUAAACACACAGCUCCAAAAAGCAAAUCAAGAUUUGCUGAAAUAUGGAAAAGGCACGCCAAAAACAGAAAACGAGAAGCUCAAUUUUUUAAUAAAUAAAAUCAAACUGUUUAAUCAAGAUAUCACAAAUUCAGCACAAGGAGAAGAGACAUUGUCUGAAAAUGAUACCAGACUGUUCACUAAAAUUCGUAAAGAAUUUCAGGAAUGGGAAAAAAAGCUUCAUGAGAGUGCAAGAAAGGUACAAAAAAGCAUCCAUUAUGAGGUGUGGAGAUUUGAACAUCAGUAUCGUGGUCGAGAGCUUCCUGGAUUUAUCAAUUACAAAACUUUUGAGACUAUCAUAAAGCAGCAGAUCAUGGAACUAGAAGCGCCCGCAAUUGAAAUGCUGAAGAAAGUGACAGAAAUGGUACGGCAAGAUUUUACAAAGGUUGCUAAAGACCAUUUUGCAGAUUUUCUCAAUCUUUACAGAGCUGCUAAGGAUAGAAUUGAAAGUAUUAAAGAGAAACAAUUAGAGGAAGCUGAAUGUACAGUGAUAACCCAGUUUGCAAUGGAACAGAUUUUAUACUGCCAGGACCACAUCUACAGUCAAGACUUAAGUUCAGUACGGGAACAAGCAGCUGAAGAAGGAAAAAAACCCUUAAAGGUCAAUCCUGAGGACUUCAAUUUUGCAGGCCUUCCUACUGAAAAGCAUGCUUCAGUCGAAGAAAUGGCUUAUCAUUUGGAGGCAUAUUUCAAUAGUGCAGGGAAACGUCUCUCCUGUCAAAUUCCUCUGAUUAUCCUGUUCUACAUGCUGAAGAAAAAUGGAGAUAAUCUACAAAAUGAAAUGAUGACCCUAUUGCAGGGAAAAGAAGCGAUUGGUAAUUUGCUCCAGGAGCGUAAAGAUGCUGCUGAACAGAGGCAGUUCCUACGUGAGCGAAUUGAUCGGCUGACUCAAGCACGGCAUCACCUAGCAAAAUUUCCAGGUUAAAAAAAAAAGAUGC
Euleptes europaea (tarantolino) is the source of this 2224-nucleotide messenger RNA. Its product is annotated as interferon-induced GTP-binding protein Mx1-like. Gene Ontology annotation, molecular function: GTP binding; GTPase activity; microtubule binding. Gene Ontology annotation, cellular component: cytoplasm; membrane; microtubule. NCBI's taxonomy places the organism in Eukaryota, Metazoa, Chordata, Lepidosauria, Squamata, Sphaerodactylidae. Gene Ontology annotation, biological process: defense response to virus. The record is from RefSeq and is a predicted model, not a curated record.